Messenger RNA from Musa acuminata AAA Group (dessert banana), 1199 nucleotides. RefSeq lists its product as uncharacterized. Gene Ontology annotation, cellular component: mitochondrial matrix. The transcript has 3 exons. The coding region runs from base 58 to 846 and encodes 262 amino acids. NCBI's taxonomy places the organism in Eukaryota, Viridiplantae, Streptophyta, Magnoliopsida, Zingiberales, Musaceae. The record is from RefSeq and is a predicted model, not a curated record.
UCGUUCAUAGUGAAACGAACGGUCGCCUCGUUAAACCCUUGGCUUCAAAACCCUAAUAUGACGGCCGUCUCACUCCUACGCCGAUCCCUCCGCCUUCACCUGUCCCCCGCUCUCUUCCGCCGCCACGGCCGCUCUCUCUUUACGUCCUCCCCCCUCGCCGCUUCCUCUGCUCUCUCGCUUUCUCCGACCCAUGGAGCGAUUCCGCGGGGCCUUAGGCCGCCAUCCUCUCUUCUCUUUCCUCGUUUUGCUUCCUCCAACAUCUCUGGUGACGAGAACCUCAAGCGGGUGAUAGAUUCCGAGAUCCAGUGCGCACGGGAGUUGGACAACCAUGGCCAGGAAGUGGAUGUCCCGGAGAACUUCCCUUUUGAGAUUAUUGAUAGUCCCGGUGAUCAGGCAGUCUUCCUCAAACGAGAGUUUGCUGGUGAGAACAUCCAAGUCACGGUCUUGAUGAAUUUUGAUGAGCAGAAUGACAUGGAGGAGAAUGAUGAAGAUGAUGGGGAUGAUGAGAGUAAUGAAAGUUCCAUGGAGCCAAGCGUAUCUUUGGUUGUAACAAUUGAGAAAGGGGAGAGUUCUUUGUUAGAGUUUUGUUGCAACCUCAACGCUCAUGAACUUGAAAUUGAGAGCAUGGUCAUCAAGAAACGUGAUGACCCUGAUGACCAAGGAGCAUAUCAAGGCCCUGAGUUUUCGGAUUUGGAUGAGAACCUACAGAAGGCUCUGUACAAAUACCUUGAAGUUAGAGGUAUCAAGAGCUCCCUGUUUGAUUUCUUGCAUGAGUACAUGUUGGCCAAGGAUGAAAGAGAAUAUUUGACGUGGUUAAAGAACAUGAAAGAAUUCGUCGCCAAGUGAGACAUCUUACUAUAGGGGAGAUAUGCGACUUAUGCCUAUCAUUUAAAGCGGCUGUUUUCAAUUGUUUUCCUUUUUUCUCCACAACAUUUUGAUUAGUCCGGGAGGGGUUUCGAGGAAUUUACGUCGCCUUUUGGAUUCUCACUUUCUUAUGAAUUUACAAUAAUUGAGAGUUAAAAAUGACAGAAGAUUGCUACUGUAGUGUGUCCUCCAUGGUUAGUCAAUUAUGGUAUUUGAUCCAAGUUCAAUUGGUACAUGACAUUGUCUGUUUUGUUUCAAUCUUUAUGGAGGAUUGAGGAUUGAGGACGUAACGUAAUGAAUCAAUUUAAAAAUGGAUUGCGUGGUUAUCCUUUGAA